Molecule: messenger RNA, 2128 nt
Organism: Dermacentor silvarum
Lineage: Eukaryota; Metazoa; Arthropoda; Arachnida; Ixodida; Ixodidae
Gene: Thor
Product: eukaryotic translation initiation factor 4E-binding protein 1
Exons: 3
Coding region: 169-546 (125 amino acids)
Biological process (GO): negative regulation of translational initiation
Cellular component (GO): cytoplasm
Molecular function (GO): eukaryotic initiation factor 4E binding
Source: RefSeq, a predicted model, not a curated record
GCCGCCACUGCUGCCUCGGAGAAUUCGUGGGCGCUCGUGCACAGGCUCGUGGAGAAUAGAACAGGCUUGAGAGUCGAGACACACCGCUCGCAUACGUUGAACGCUGUAGGCCUCCCAGGACAACCGGACCAUUUCGUAUCUUACCUGCACGAACGUGCUACUGUAGUCAUGUCUGCACACUCGCCAGAGCACAAAGUGACCACUAGCCGCAGCAUACCGACGCGGCGGAUUGUCAUCAACGAUUCAAGUCAGCUGCCCCACGACUACAGCUCAACGCCCGGGGGUACCAUAUUCUCCACUACGCCGGGAGGCUCGCGCAUCAUCUAUGACCGGAGCUUCCUGAUGCAAAUGCGCCACUCUCCAGUGGCCCGAACACCACCGAAGAACCUGCCUGUGAUCCCUGGGGUGACCCUGUCCAGCAGCCCUGAUGUCUGCAAGCCCAGCGGGUCCCCCAUGAAGCCCACGGAGAAUGGUGUUCUGCCAUCUCCGGCCAAGGGUGCCAAGCCUGGCUCGGGUGACGAGCCACAGUUUGCAAUGGACAUCUAGUCCUACCAACAAGUGCCAAGCUAUUUCUUCGAUUCGCCUCAGCCAAGUGCCCCCACCUCUUUGUAUUUUUCAUGUUUCUCCAGUGCGGACUGUCGUCCAUGUCAACUAGCGACAGGAUUUCCUUGCUGCAUCGUUUGUUUCUUUGGUGGGCAUGACCAGCAACGUGGGCGCACAAUUUUUCAAUUUUGUUUCUUUGGUGUGUGUGAAAGCAUGGUGCCCAGUUAAGUCCUAAUGGGCUAGCAAUCAUGUGAAACCUUUCUUUUUGUUUUCUUUUUAAAUUACGUUACCUUUUGUUGUAUUUUUGCCUGCAAAGAAAGGAUCAGCAAUAGCAUGCACUCAGUGAGUGUGCGUGUUUCUUUCUUUUUUUCAAUCAUUGUUCUCUCUUGCCGACGAAACAAAUGCCUGCAGUUGCAGCCUGUGGAACAUUGCCUUCUCUUGUUUCCUGUCAAGCUAGAUGACUCAUACAUUUUUUUUAAUUGGGGUUAUUUUUAUCUUUUUAAAUUGCUUGUUACUGUGAUGCCACAGGCACUGAUUUUCUUUUUUAGGUUGGGAUAGUGGCUCAGGAAGAAAACCUAAAGAGAAAAAAAAAGGAGAGGGGGUGGCAGGCAUGUGGCUCAUCUUAGCUGGGGCUCAAGCCUUCCACUGCUUAAGAUUCAAGUGCACAUGGUUGACUUCGGCUUUGGAUUGCUCAGUCUUGAAAAGUUGGUAGGGGAGUGAGUGUGAAGGAACUUUAUGUGAUUUUAUUUUUCAUUUACCUAAUAGGUUGUGCCAUAUGAGCACAUUCAUAAUUUUUGUGCUGAAAGUUUAGAUGGAUUAGUUUGCUGCCAAAGGUGGAAACAUUAGGUCCUCUUUGAUUUGUGGGUUUUCGUCUAUCCUUCGUAUGUGCGCAGACCAGUUGCACUAGUUAAGUGAUGGCCUUCAGAAAUUCCUAUGCUUCUUGUAUAAUUUUUUUCUGAUGUGGAUGUAUUAUGUAUUGACUACUCUGAUCGGUGUAAUUACAAUACUAACACUGUACAAGCCAUAGAGAUAUACGCUUAUAAUUGCAAUUGCAGCUCGGUGCUCAUUAUUUCUAGCUGCUCUGCGAAAGCUCGCAGGCAAUAGGCAUGUGCUUAUGCUUGCAUUUUUCAACUUCGUAAUGUGCUUUUUGGAAAACAGUGUAUUGAAAAAAACCUGGGUUGAGCACAUUAAGAUAAGUAGCAGUGGUCAUACAGCCUUUCUUAUGAACAUUUUCCUGUUUCCUUUUUUCUUACAUGCACCAAACAAAGUUAAAGGUGUGAAACUGUUUCUGUUCGAAACAUUUUUCACCAGUGUGGUGAAAAUGUAACAGUGCUUGUGCCAUCUCAGCUUUUAUAUAAUGUUCUUUCCUGAAGGCUUCAUUAGCUUGACAUUGUUGAGUAGUGCCACAUGGCACAGUGCUUCAGAAAGGUGGGAAGAAAUGUCAAUGGCAGGGUUGUGCAGAGCUUGGUUUCUUGUUGGCCAAUUUGUUGCUUUGUCUGUAUUGUUCAGAUGUGCUUUUGGAAUGAAAUUCUGGGAGACAUGUUUUCCAAAAGUUUGUUGGCUAAAUAAAAAAUACAAAAGCUCA